AUGUCAGCACUAGAAGAGUUGCAAGGCUUACAAAAGAAGUUACAAGAUCUUGUGCAGUCAAGAACCACACUCGAAACACAAUAUCAGGAAAAUAAAAUUGUUAAGGAAGAACUUGAUACCCUUGAUUCAAGUUCCAAUGUUUACAAGCUGAUGGGGCCUGUACUCUUGAAGCAGGAUAAAGAGGAGGCUGAAGAUAACGUUAGUAAAAGAAUAGACUUUAUUACAGCAGAAAUUGAGAAGAUUGAGAAGAGCAUCAAAACUACGCAAGCAAAAAUGCAGUCUUUGAGAAGUUCUUUACAACAUCAGUAA
This is a messenger RNA of Pichia kudriavzevii, 309 nucleotides long. RefSeq lists its product as uncharacterized. Lineage: Eukaryota; Fungi; Ascomycota; Pichiomycetes; Pichiales; Pichiaceae. Bases 1 to 309 code for a protein of 102 amino acids. Gene Ontology annotation, biological process: protein folding; chaperone-mediated protein complex assembly. The record is from RefSeq and is a predicted model, not a curated record. The transcript has a single exon. Gene Ontology annotation, cellular component: cytoplasm; prefoldin complex. Gene Ontology annotation, molecular function: protein-folding chaperone binding.